Molecule: messenger RNA, 2304 nt
Organism: Phialemonium atrogriseum
Lineage: Eukaryota; Fungi; Ascomycota; Sordariomycetes; Cephalothecales; Cephalothecaceae
Exons: 9
Coding region: 1-2304 (767 amino acids)
Source: RefSeq, a predicted model, not a curated record
AUGGCCUCCACCCAGCAGCUUGAGACUCUGCAGAGCAUUGAGCUCGAGAAAUCCAAGUGGGAGAAGUCGUUCGGCGGCAAAGCCUCCAACUGCUUCAUCGAGGAAGUCAAGAGCUCCGAGCUCUUCCGCUUUGACUGGGGCGAGCUGCUGAGUGCCGCGCCGACCGCCCUUUCGCUCAUGGGCUCAUGCUGGAUUGCUGCCAGCCACAAGGAUGCCGAUUCGAUCCGUCUCGGCGAGUCGCGCCCAAAUGGAAAGUGGCAGUAUCUGCCCAACAGGGACAGGCCGACGCUUCGCGCGGCGCUGGUGGACGUCUGCAACAUCGGUGGCGACAAAGCUUUCAGCUGCGCAGGAGAGAACAUGGAGAUUCUUGCCGCGACGUCGAAGCGCAUCUUCAACUCGGAAGACGGAGCAAUCAAAGAAGUCUUCGACCGGCUCAGCGCUCUGAACGAGACGGACGAGUCGUUCGAAGACUUCAAGGAUGCGCUGGAUCUGCUCAACAAGGAGGCGAGCCGCUGCUCCACGGUGGCGACCGAAAUGCGCCAGGCCUUCGGUCUUUGGCGCAACAUGGUCAAAGAGCUGCAUGCCUCAUCGGAGCAGCAGCGCGGCAACACGCACGGCGAGGCCAGGACUGUCGAGGGGCAGGUGCAGGCGAGCGAGAUUGAGGAAAGCGUCACGAAGCAGAACAUAGAGUCGGCCAAGGAGGCCGUUGCGGCCCUUGAUAAGAGGGUGCAGAGGGCGGAGCAGAGACUUGAUCGUGCAACGGAGAAUGUUCCGGGGCCCUGGGCUACGGUGGCGAUGAGCACCGUAAAUGGAUAUGCCCAAGCAGUUCCCUCCAUCGUGGCCGGCGUCCUGCCCACCGUAUUGGCAGCAGCAGUCAACCCGGUUGCGGGAGCUAGCAUGGCGCUCAGUUCUGGACUGCGUCUGGGCCAGCAGCCGCAGCCCCAGAAUGGUCUUCAGAACGGCGCUGUCAACGGCCUCCUGACCGGCCUAGCCAGCCAGGGAGGUCUCGCCUCACCGGCGCCGGGCCGUCACGACUCGGCUCUCGACGUCGCGGCGCAGCUCUGCCCGCUUCUAACCACUUUUUACGAGUUCGUGGGUGGCGCUGCUGGUAAGCUUGACUGGGCCAAGUUCGAGAACAGCGAGCCGGGGCAGAAGCAGGUCUGUGCCUGGUUGAUUGGCAACCUGAAUGCGUUCAAGUCGAGCCCUGAGCUGACGCAGACGGAAACGAGCACGAAUAUGAUCGCUGCUAUCGACUUAGCCUUGAAGGUCGCCAAGAGCAUCCAGGAUGCGGUUGAGUUCCGCAAGGAUCUUUCGGCAGCCCCAAUUCCCGAGCAUGUAUUUGCCGCCUGGAAGGCCGACGUCAAGUCUGCCAGGGACACCAUUCUUGCUCUGAACGCCUCUGCCAACGUGACCGCCGGCACUGCUAUGCCCAAUCGCUUCGCCGAAGUCAAGAUUGACAUCCCGAAGCCGGAUCUGUCUGCUCAAAAUGCCGCUAUCAGCAACGCCAUGCAGGCCGUUCAGACCUCGCAGGCCGCCCUGGACCUCGCUCAAGACAAGUACGACGAGGCCCUCCAGAAGCAGGCCAAGACCAAGACCGCCAUGGUCGAGAUUGAAAAGAAACUGGCAACCCUCCGAGAGAACGGCAAGCUCUUGGAAAACAUCAAAGACGUCCUCCGAGAUUGUAUCGCUGUCCUCGUGGAUCUGACAGUUCAGAUCGGCCGCAUCGAGACCUUCUUCACGCGCCUGCAGCUCCUCAUCAGCGAGUACAUCCAGCCAAAGGUGGACCGCUUCCAGGUUUCCAUGCAGAAGACGGGCGACCGCAGCUUCAAGAACGGCUACCUGACCACCGACGACAUUACCAUGCAGACGCUCUACAUGGUGACGCUGCAGAUGAAGGCCUACUUCUCCCUGCUCUACGAUAUCGCCGACAUGUAUAACGGCGUUCACCGCGGCUACAUCGUCCGGGGGCUCGAGCUCAUGGGCGACCUGGCCAAGAUAUCGAGUGACAACAGCGACGCGCAGGCAAAGCUGGUAAAGUACACCGCCGAAUCGAGCAAGGCGAUUGCGGACCUUGUGGGGAAGAAGCAAAAGGAGAUGCUGGCGGGGCUGAAGUCUCGCGCACAGAACGCGCAGGCGAUGACGAAGAAGUUGGAGGGCAGGGCGAUGGCGGUUGGUAUUGAUGCGAAGGCAACCCGGAAGGCCAUCACUCAGGGUGCCGAGAUUGUGAAGGACGAAGCAAAACAGGAGUUGGCCGCCGCCGCCCCUAGCGUCCUCCGCCGUCGGGGGAAUGCCAACGAUGAUUAG